AUGGCAGCCUCACUUCAAGCUGCAGCAACUCUGAUGCAACCCACCAAAGUGGGAAGGAACUCCUCCUCCAACAACACCUUCCUCCAAUUGAGGUCUUCCCAAAAUGUGUCCAGGGCUUUUGGUCUGGAGCCAGCUGCCUCUGCUAGAGUCACCUGCUCUCUUCAGUCUGACCUCAAGGAGUUGGCACAGAAGUGUGUCGAUGCCACCAAGAUUGCUGGCUUUGCUCUUGCCACCUCUGCUCUUGUUGUCUCGGGAGCUGGAGCAGAAGGAGCGCCGAAGAGGCUGACCUUCGACGAGAUCCAGAGCAAGACCUACAUGGAAGUGAAAGGCACAGGAACAGCCAACCAAUGCCCCACCAUCGACGGCGGAUCCGACGCCUUCUCCUUCAAAGCAGGGAAAUACCAGGCCAAGAAAUUCUGCCUCGAGCCAACUUCCUUCACCGUGAAAGCCGAAGGAAUCAGCAAGAACUCCCCUGCAGAAUUCCAAAACACCAAGCUCAUGACCAGGCUCACCUACACCUUAGACGAAAUGGAAGGUCCCUUCGAGGUCUCCCCCGACGGCACCGUCAAAUUCGAGGAGAAAGACGGCAUCGACUACGCCGCCGUCACUGUCCAGCUCCCCGGAGGCGAGAGGGUCCCCUUUCUUUUCACGGUGAAGCAGCUGGUGGCUUCGGGGAAGCCAGAGAGCUUCAGUGGGGAGUUUUUGGUGCCGAGCUACAGAGGUUCUUCGUUCUUGGACCCCAAGGGCAGAGGUGGGUCGCAGGGGUAUGACAAUGCGGUGGCUCUGCCCGCCGGCGGGAGAGGUGAUGAGGAGGAGCUGGCGAAGGAGAAUGUAAAGAACGCGGCGGCCUCGAAAGGGAAGAUUACCCUGAGUGUGACCAAGAGCAAGCCGGAAACAGGGGAGGUGAUCGGGGUUUUCGAGAGCAUUCAGCCGUCGGACACCGAUUUGGGGGCCAAGGCGCCCAAGGAUGUUAAGAUUCAGGGGGUUUGGUAUGCUCAGCUUGAUUAA
Molecule: messenger RNA, 1008 nt
Organism: Linum trigynum
Lineage: Eukaryota; Viridiplantae; Streptophyta; Magnoliopsida; Malpighiales; Linaceae
Source: the annotation of a GenBank genome assembly